UGUUUACGCUUUCCCCUGAAGAGGAAACUAGAAUCUGCUUCCGCGACGUUUUCAUUAAGCGAUGGCCAAGCAUCAUCCAGAUCUUAUUUUCUGUCGAAAGCAACCGGGUGUUGCCAUUGGUCGCCUUUGUGAGAAGUGCGACGGAAAGUGUGUCAUCUGCGAUUCCUACGUUCGUCCCUGUACUCUGGUGCGGAUUUGCGACGAGUGCAACUACGGUUCUUACCAGGGAAGAUGCGUAAUCUGCGGCGGUCCAGGUGUGUCUGAUGCGUACUACUGCAAGGAAUGCACCAUCCAGGAGAAAGAUAGGGACGGUUGCCCGAAGAUUGUCAACCUAGGUAGCUCGAAAACGGAUUUGUUCUACGAGAGGAAAAAAUACGGCUUCAAACAACGAUAAGGUUAAUGUUGUUCCUAUACAGCUAAUUUUAGGUUUUAUCAAAUAUUUGGAAUAUGACCACACUCAUGGAAAUCUAAUAAAA
Messenger RNA from Ochlerotatus camptorhynchus, 476 nucleotides. It is a transcript of the gene Phf5a, whose product is annotated as PHD finger protein 5a. Bases 62 to 394 code for a protein of 110 amino acids. The transcript is spliced from 3 exons. The record is from RefSeq and is a predicted model, not a curated record. NCBI's taxonomy places the organism in Eukaryota, Metazoa, Arthropoda, Insecta, Diptera, Culicidae. Gene Ontology annotation, biological process: mRNA splicing, via spliceosome. Gene Ontology annotation, cellular component: U12-type spliceosomal complex; catalytic step 2 spliceosome; precatalytic spliceosome.